CUGUGACAGCGUCUUCUCGCCUACCGCCCGAGCAGUCUCCCAGUCACCGCGUUGCGCUGUCUUGUCUUUGGUUUUGUGCUGUUGCGUAUCACACCGCGUCCUUCGUCAGACCCGACAGAGGAAUACGGAGCGCACUGCAGCACCGCCCUCGACCUUUGUGGUUCGAGGCCAACGCCCACCAGGACCCCCCGACAUUCGCCUGUCUGCGCGGCCACCCUCUCAAGCAGCCCACCCGCCCAACCGUUAUUUGCUGCCAGAAGCUACAGCAGCUGCGUCCCGUCACUAUCAGGGCGGGUUGCUUAAACCCUGCUAUGCUUCACCAUGCCGUCCUCUAAAGAUCACGAUGUCGACUUCGACAACAACAACAGCCGCAUUCGUGAGGAUCGACUGCCACACCGAUCCAGAAGUGAUAUUCGGAGAGACAAGGACCGUGACCGAGAUCGAGAUCGAGACCGCGACCGCGACCGCGAAAGAGAACGGGACCGUGAUCGAACCAUCAUCGACCGGAACAGAGAACGCAGGAAGGAGAACAAGGAUAAGGACAGGGAGAGGGAUAGGGACAGAGACAGAGACAGAGAGAGGGACAGAGAAAAGGACAGGGAGAGAGACAGGGACCGAGACCGAGACAGGGAACGGGACAAAGAUCGCGACCACGACAGGGAACCGUCCCUGCUUCGAGAAAAGCGGUCAUCCAGGACUCCUAGGUUGUUGAAAACCACAGACAGCGAUACCAAUUCCCGUUCAUCGCGCCAGUCAGUAUCUUAUCGCCGCCAUCGGCCAAAAGAUAUGGACAGAGAAGAGUCCUCGAUCCUGUCAGGGGCCACGAGCUCCAUGACCGAUAUAGUUCCGGAGCUUGCCCGGAGCAUUGAUCGGCCAAACAUACCGUAUCCUACCUUCAGCAAAGUCCACAGCAAAGACCUCAUAUACAGCAAAGAGGAUCUCUCUUCUACCCGCACGGAUCCGCUCACUCCUGAUGGCACCGACCUUGGCAACAGCGAUAAGAGGCGGUCAAAGUCUGUUGACUCUCGUUCGGCGCCACGGAAGUCUUCCUCUCUUCGAAAGGAAUCACGAAAGGAAAAGGAGGAACGGCCGCCCAGCCCACCGGAAACAGACCUGUCGGACUCUAGAAGGAGGAGAUCCGGGACUCCAGUAUCUGUGAAGGAAGGUGACCAAGCUCCAGAACGAUCGGAUUCCAAACGUUCAAAUCGAAUGUCGAGAUCACGAUCUGACGCAAGAUCAAAGCUCUCCAAAGUUUCCAGUGUGUCCAGCGAAGCCACAGAGACACAGUCCCAGACGUUUACUUCCCAAUCCAGGCACUCACCCGAAACCACCCCGACAGAGAACACCGAUGCUUCAACAGACCUAUCGACAGUCAAGGGGUCUACGAUGGAGUCAAUGGCGGACACGGUUCAAAUCAGACGACCACCGCCGAUUGAGGUCGAUUCGUCGCCCGAGUCCGCACCAGACUCGUCACCAAAGACGCCCACGCAAACGCCACAGUUCCCGCCUCCCGCUGUAUCCCAGGAACAGAAGCAGGCGCGGUUUGACGCUCCCUCUGACUUCACUGCUGCCUCCGAGGCUGUGACAGACACGACCGCUCAGCGAGCACCGCCACCGCCGCCACCACCACCACCACCUCCUCCUCCUCCUCUUAGCAUUAAUCUUCAGGAAGCAACCCGAGUUGACUACCUCCUGCAGAACGGAGGCUUGCCGCAAACUGUUCCAAAGACUUUCCUUGCCGUGUUGCCGCGCCAAAAUGGCAACAGGCCAUCGAACCCGCCUCUGCAGGGUGCUGAGACACUAUUUGCACCUUUCUUCAACCUAUUGAACCAAUACAAGACUGUACUACAAAAUCAUGGGUCUAUUGCGGUUGCCACUGGUCAUCGGACCGUAGCCCGCCGUCUUUUAGAUCGACUAGAAAACGUCUUCUCCCGCGAUCUUUGCCCCGAUGGCUGCCCGUGCAUUAUUUGCCAGCACUCGGACGAGUCACAUAGAGGUCUAGGCUGGGGAGAAGUGCUCGAGAGGGUCAGCGGCCGGGUUGAUCUGCCGCAAUGGCCGCCUUUUGAUCUCGCGUCACUGGGCAGCAAGGCCCAAGAGGAUCUGGCAGAACUUCCUCCGAGACCGACGUCUCCUAUCAACAUGGAUCCUGACAUUGCCGAAGAGUUUAGGGAACAUUAUCUGCGUCAAACGAAGCGCGUCAGGGCAGCCGUUGACAGGUGGAUGCAAACAUGCGAGAAAGCCCCUGCCCCGUUGCCCCAAGAGGUAGACGACGAGACGCUAACCUUUGCCAUCCUCACUAACCUGAACCCCGAUGACCGGCCCUUUUUCAAUGCUCUGCUAUCAGGGUCGCGGGAUCUCCACCCAGCCACAAGGGCACCGACUCCUUCCCCUUUACGCAAGCCUCGAAAUGAUUUUGUGGUCAAGACGGGUCUAUCUCUGCAGAGAUUGUACCGCCUAUCGCAGGCCCCGCGCGAUGCCGAGACAGCCAUGUAUCUUGUCAAGAACCCUGGCAUGCAUGAUCUUCUCUAUACUAUCUCUGACAUUAACAAUUCCGAGUGGGAAAUCCUGAUAUCAGGUCGCUUUGACGGAUUUCUCUGGUCGGGAGCAGACGAUGAUGGAUACGAACGAGACACUCCCUUCUCCCGGGGACCGACCCCAGCCAACGGGAUGGGAGAGAGGGGAUUUGCAUCUCCUCGUAUACUGAGCCCAGGCAUCCGCAACUCAAGAACCAACACUCCCUUCAGCCCCGGUAUGGGAGGUGGCCCUAUGUCCUCCACUCCUUUUUCCCGCGGCCCAACACCCGCCUCAUUCGUCAGCGGGACAACGAACAACUCAUCUUAUCCCUCUCGAGGAGCAGUGAGCCACGACGAGGAAACAGAGAUCCAGGUUGUGGGCGAGCUGGAGCGUGAAAUUUUCAAUGGCAUGGAAGCGCUCGAAGAUGCAUUUGAGAAGCUUCACGAGCAAGCCAUGGGGGUCAGGGAUGCGUUGAGGAGAAGGGGUGCAGCGCUGGCCAUGAGCCUGCAGCAGAAGAGGGGACUUGGGUACAGAGGGAUUGACGUGUUGCCUUUGAGCGGGAGCAGUGGGGCUUAUGACCGGCCUGCUUGGGCCGACGAGGAGAGGAUGAUGGACGGACUGAGUGCCGGUGGCGAAAGAUACGGCGCUGGCGGGCCCGGUCAAGGCGGUUAUUAUGAUGAUACCCAGAGCGAGUGGGGAUUGCAGGAUGAUAUCAGCGAACUAGCACCGGAUGAUUCGGCGAGCCAGAUCAGCAGCAACCGGAUGCGAAGGCCGAAAAGGAGACGGGAGAGGGCAACGCCGGCGCCAAUUGAGGAGGAAGACGAGGCAUGAGUGAUUUC
Neurospora hispaniola is the source of this 3353-nucleotide messenger RNA. RefSeq lists its product as uncharacterized. The record is from RefSeq and is a predicted model, not a curated record. Gene Ontology annotation, molecular function: DNA binding. Bases 322 to 3345 code for a protein of 1007 amino acids. Gene Ontology annotation, cellular component: nucleus. Lineage: Eukaryota; Fungi; Ascomycota; Sordariomycetes; Sordariales; Sordariaceae. The transcript has a single exon.